Durusdinium trenchii is the source of this 702-nucleotide messenger RNA. NCBI's taxonomy places the organism in Eukaryota, Dinophyceae, Suessiales, Symbiodiniaceae. The record is from the annotation of a GenBank genome assembly.
AUGCCCCAUGCAAAGGACGAUUGGUUCCCCCAUCACGGGAAGCCCGUUUCGGCUUCACCCGAAACAUCCUCUCACAGCGCCUGGCCUGGUUCGCUAGGCGACGGCACCAUCCGAAUCUGGGACGUCACCGAUGGACGCCAGCAGCAGAUCGGGCACUUGAAGGGCCACGAGGGGCCGGUCUGGAAGGUCUCUUGGGCCCAUCCCCGCUUCGGCCAUUUGCUGGCCACCGCCGGUUAUGACAUGAAAGUGAUCAUCUGGAAAGAGGACCGUGGGCACUGGGUCAUGGCCUACGUGGAUAGCAGCCAUGCAGCCUCGGUCAAUGACGUGGAGUUUGCCCCACAGGAGCACGGCUUGCGCCUGGCCUGUGCCUCCUCUGAUGGCCAGGUCUCGGUGCUCAGCUACUCGCCCGCCGACGGCCAAUGGAGACGGAGCGUGAUGCAGGCCCAUUCGGGUGGGGCUCAGACUGUGAACUGGGCACCAGUGAGCUACCGGGACGGCGUGCCCUGCGGCUCCGUUCGCCUGGCGACCGGUGGCUGCGACCACACGGUGAAGAUAUGGAGGUUUGACAACGAGGUUUGGUGCGAAGAGAACCCACGCUUUCCAUACGCCCACACCGAUUGGGCUCCUUGGCGUGAAAAGGGGCAUCUACGAAGGGGCUGGUUGAUGGGUGUGUGGUCUGUGUGUGUCAACCUCCGUCUCUAG